CUGGGCUGGGCUCCCCCUGGUUCUACUGGUGGGGGCGCUGGGCCGGAUCCCCAGAAGCGAAGGGGGGAAGGAGACCCCUGCCCAUUUCCUGCACCAGCAUAAGGUCGAGUGCCUCUUCCUCAAUGGGACGCAGCGGGUGCGAUACCUGAAUCGGUACUUCUAUGACGGGCAGGAGUUUGCCCAGUUUGACAGCGACCUCGGGGGAUAUGUGGCCAUCACGGCAUUUGGGAAGGUGGAUGUGGACUAUUGGAACAGCGAUGAGCAGCGCCUGCAGUACCAGAAGGCCAGAGUGGAUUCCUUAUGCCGAUACAACUACAAGAUCGGCAGCUACAAGGCAGCCAAGAGGGAGGAGCAAGUGUUUGGCCGGAGAGGUGAGUCCUGGGGGGGGAGGGUCUCUUCUUCCCUGGGAGGGGGAGGCUGGGACCCCUUUCCUUUCCUGGCUUCCCCUGGGGAUUCUCCUCCUUGGUGA
Molecule: messenger RNA, 469 nt
Organism: Pseudonaja textilis
Lineage: Eukaryota; Metazoa; Chordata; Lepidosauria; Squamata; Elapidae
Source: RefSeq, a predicted model, not a curated record